GCAUCAAUCUGAUUGGCUGCAGCACACCGCAUCGUGAACGAGCUGAGUGAAGCUCUGCAUCAUAAACUUAGCAUUUUUAUCGCAGUAAACAUAAAACACAAUAAACAACAUCACUGUUUUAUUUCUUUAGUUUCUAAGCGUUAGCGAAGCCUUCGAAAGAUGUCUUUCCAUGCUGGCCGUGGAUGCCCGAGGGGAAGACCAGCAGCUCCGGGCCCAAUGUAUCGGCCCGCUCCCCCACGGUAUCACUACGACCCUCCAGCCACUCCCAGUCCCAUCUAUAACCCUCAAGGCGGCAGUUGCUACAUGCCACCUCAUCCCGACUUCAUGCCAUUCCAUUUCCCUGCACCAUCACAGGGCACUAACGCUCUUCCCCAGUGCCCCAUACGCCCUCCGGUCUUCACAGAGCCACCCCCUUUUCCUCCACCUGCUCCUCACAACUCAGACAGCUCUGUUCCCAUUCCAGUUCAGAGCUCUUACCCCUACAUGAUGCCCACCGUCACCCAUCCACCCCUUCCACCUGUGCCACCCUCAGUGCCACCUUCCAUGCCCUACCCGCCAUCAUAUCCCAUGAGCUACCCUCCACAGCCACAGCUCCCUCCUCCACCGAGCUUCAACCCAGCUUACGUGCAGCCUGGAGGUUCCUUCAAACCUGAACGCUCCCGCCCGCCUCUGCAGUACAAGGCAGACUCCGGUUCUCAAUCUCCUGAAAGACUUCGUCACCAUGAUGACCACCGGCACAGUGGCCACAGCUAUGGAGGAUAUGGAGGCCGACAUAACCGAGAGUUUGGAGGAGAGAAACGGGACAGAGGGUGCAGUUCCGAGCGCAGGAGGUCAGACAGCCCACGGUGUAAAGCAGACUAUGACAGAGGACGCGUGCCAUCGAGACACCGCAGCAGAGAACGCUAUCGGCAUAGAGAUGAGCCGGGUUCAUCCCCCUCAGACAGACACAGAAAACACAUUCGCAAUCGCUCAGGCAGUCGCGAGAGAAAGCGCCGACGUGUGGAGGAGGAGAAAGAGAGGAGAACAGACAGCGCCUCAAGCAGUCGAGAGAGAUCUGUAAGCUACAGCAGGAGUAGAGAUGCAGAGGAGACGUCGACUGAACGUCAUGAGGAGGAGAAAGGAGAGGAGGAGUUACUCAAACCUGCCUGGAUCCGCUGUACACAUGCUGAGAACUACUACUCAAACGAUCCCAUGGACCAAGUGGGUGACUCUACAGUCGUGGGCACUAGUAAGUUGAGAGAUCUGUAUGAGCGCUUUGAGGAAGAGCUUGUUCAGAGGCAGGUGCGGGCCAAAUCCAGUAGGCCUAAAUGGGAACCACCCGAGACCAAACUGGACCAGGAUAAGGAUGAGAGCUCCAGUGAUUCAGAAUGUGAUUCUGAUGGAGGCGGUAGCAGCUGCUCCAGCAGUUCUGACUCUGAUGUAUUUGAUGUCAUUGCUGAGAUCAAGAGGAAGAAAGCUCAUCCUGACCGCCUCCAUGAGGAGCUGUGGUACAAUGACCCCGGACAGAUGAAUGACGGGCCGUUAUGCAAGUGCAGUGCCAAAGCCAGGCGAACUGGAAUCCGACACAGUAUUUAUCCGGGUGAACAGCCAGUGAAAGCGUGUCGGCCGAUGAAUAACAAUGCUGGUAAACUGUUCCACUACAGAAUAACCGUGUCCCCACCCACCAACUUCCUAACAGAUAGACCCACGGUUAUUGAGUAUGAUGACCACGAGUACCUUUUUGAGGGCUUUUCCUGCUUCUCUCACACACCACUUAAUAAUAUCCCUUUGUGUCGGGUUAUUCGCUUCAACAUCGAUUACACCAUCCACUUUAUCGAAGAAAUGGCACCUGAGAACUACUGCGUUAAAGGCCUGGAACUGUUUUCUUCGUACCUCUUUAAAGACAUCUUGGAGUUGUAUGAUUGGAACCUCACAAGUCCUGAAGAAAACAGCCAGUCAGGUUGUCAGAUGUUUCAUUUUAUGCCACGGUUCGUUCGGUUCCUCCCAGAUGGAGGAAAGGAGGUGCUGUCCAUGCACCAGGUGCUGCUGUAUCUGCUGCGCAGCAGCACAGCUCUAGUUCCCGAAGAGGAGAUCGCAAACAUGCUACAGUGGGAGGAGCUGGAGUGGCAGAAAUACGCUGAGGAAUGCAAGGGCAUGAUCGUCACCAACCCUGGCAUGAAACCCAGUUCUGUGAGGAUUGACCAGUUAGAUCGUGAGCAGUUCAAUUCCAGUGUCAUCACUUUCCCCAUCAUUGUGCAUUUUGGUAUCCGACCUGCCCAGCUUAGCUACGCCGGUGACCCGCAGUAUCAGAAGUUGUGGAAGAGUUAUGUGAAAUUGCGGCACUUGUUGGCCAACAGCCCAAAGGUUAAACAAAUUGACAAACAGAAGUUAACGCAAAGAGAGGAAGCUCUGCAGAAGAUCAGGCAGAAGAAUACAAUGAGAAGGGAGGUCACAGUGGAGCUCAGCAGUCAGGGUUUCUGGAAGUCUGGUAUCCGCUCUGAUGUUUGCCAGCAUGCCAUGAUGCUGCCGGUUCUCACCCACCACAUCCGCUACCACCAGUGCCUGAUGCAUUUAGACAAGCUGAUCGGUUACAUGUUCAAAGAACGAUGCCUGCUGCAGUUGGCAAUGACUCACCCCAGUCAUCAUCUAAAUUUUGGGAUGAAUCCUGAUCAUGCUCGCAACUCUCUGUCAAACUGUGGCAUACGCCAGCCCAAAUAUGGAGACCGGAAAGUGCAUCAUAUGUUCAUGAGGAAAAAGGGAAUCAACACCUUGAUUAAUAUUAUGUCAAGAUUGGGCCAGGAUGACCCAUCACCCUCCAGAAUCAAUCAUAAUGAGCGCUUAGAGUUUCUUGGUGAUGCAGUUGUUGAGUUCUUGACCAGUGUGCAUCUCUACUACCUGUUCCCAAACCUGGAGGAGGGAGGACUCGCCACAUAUCGCACAGCAAUCGUUCAGAAUCAGCAUCUUGCUAUGCUUGCUAAGAAAUUGGAGUUGGAUCGGUUCAUGUUAUAUGCCCACGGCCCUGACCUGUGCAGGGAGUCAGACCUCCGACAUGCCAUGGCAAACUGUUUUGAGGCCCUGAUAGGGGCCGUUUACCUAGAAGGUGGUUUAGAGGAAGCCAAGCAACUCUUUGGGAGACUGCUGUUCAGCAGUGAGGAGCUGAAGGACGUUUGGCUCAACUAUCCACCUCAUCCUUUACAGGUACAGGAGCCACUGACAGACCGGCAGUUGAUCGAGUCCUCUCCAGUUCUGCAGAAACUCACAAAUUUUGAGGAUACCAUCGGAGUGCUAUUCACUCACGUACGUCUCCUAGCACGGGCUUUCACUCUGCGAACAGUGGGCUUCAACCACCUCACCCUAGGCCACAACCAGAGAAUGGAGUUCCUGGGAGAUUCUAUCAUGCAGCUGGUGGCAACAGAAUAUCUGUUCAUCCACUUUCCAGACCAUCAUGAAGGACAUUUGACACUACUGCGCAGCUCCUUGGUGAAUAACCGGACUCAAGCGAAGGUUGCAGAGGAAUUGGGCAUGCAGGAAUAUGCUAUUACUAACGACAAGACCAAACGUCCUGUUGCCUUGCGGACCAAGACUUUAGCCGAUCUGCUGGAGUCAUUCAUUGCAGCUCUUUACAUAGAUAAAGACUUGGAGUUUGUGCACACAUUUAUGAAUGUUUGCUUUUUUCCACGACUCAAGGAGUUUAUCUUGAACCAGGACUGGAAUGAUCCAAAAUCACAGCUGCAGCAAUGUUGCCUAACCCUGCGGACGGAGGGCAAAGAGCCAGACAUUCCCCUAUACAAAACACUUCAGACAGUUGGACCCUCUCAUGCCAGGACCUACACAGUGGCAGUGUAUUUUAAAGGUGAACGGAUUGGCUGUGGAAAAGGACCAAGUAUUCAGCAAGCUGAGAUGGGUGCAGCCAUGGAUGCGCUGGAGAAAUAUAACUUUCCUCAGAUGGCUCAUCAGAAACGCUUCAUUGAAAGAAAGUACCGACAAGAACUGAAGGAGAUGAGAAGAGAGCGGGAUCGACAGGAGAGAGAUAGUGAUGAAGGGUAGAAAAGCAGAAGGUGAAGGGAAAAAAGCAAGAUGUUACAUGUAGUGAGUCAUACAACAGCAAGCUAAGGAAAGCAAGAAUCUUUUUGUUUUGUUUUGUUUUGUAUAUAAAGGUGUAUAAAUCUGUUUGUUAAUCCAAUUCAUACCGUUGGAAUGUUUUAAAAAGAGAAAAUCUUAAUAAAUCAGACCAUCAGAAUGUUUAUUGUGUGCAUCAUUUGGUCAAACCACAGAGCAUAUCAUUUGGUCAAACAGUCUUUUGUACAAUGAUCAUAAUCUAACAACAUUUGAUUGUGAAAAAUGGCUGUUACAUACAAGGCAUAUGUGCAACAACUAAUUUAAUUCACAUUUAAAUGGAAAUUUUGUAACUGACUAGUUGACUGGUCUAACAAACCCCCAGACAAGGCAAAAACAUUAUUUAUAAAUGAUCCAUUUAAAAUCGGCUUACAUAAUAUAUUAAUCAAACAUGAUGCUGAAAAAAAAAAAAAAAAAAGUCGUAUACAUGAGAUGUGCUUGCCUUGCAUUAUGAUCAUUGUUCAUUAAUUAAACUUAUUUCAGUUACUUUUAAGUGCAAUGCAAGUGCUUUUUUUUUUUCUGAGUAUGUAUCUCUUACUUAUCCAGCUACUUUUUUCUUAAUCAUGCAGGGGGAAAAAAUAUUAGAGAGAUGAGUAUUUUAAAUAUUAGAUGAUUUGACCUUUUAAAAUGGGUCAAGUUUAGUUCAGGUUAAAAAAUGUGAUGUGGUGUGACCCAAAAAUGCAUAGUAUUACUGCAAAACAUUUCCUGAUGUGCACACUCAAGAUAUAUCUGGUUACGUCACAAUCUAUUUUGAGCAAAAUGUAAACUGGAAAAUAUAAAAUGGAAUAAAUUUUGGUUUUUGUAACCA
Molecule: messenger RNA, 4903 nt
Organism: Cyprinus carpio (common carp)
Lineage: Eukaryota; Metazoa; Chordata; Actinopteri; Cypriniformes; Cyprinidae
Product: ribonuclease 3-like
Exons: 31
Coding region: 160-4026 (1288 amino acids)
Biological process (GO): pre-miRNA processing; regulation of gene expression; rRNA processing
Cellular component (GO): nucleus
Molecular function (GO): double-stranded RNA binding; ribonuclease III activity
Source: RefSeq, a predicted model, not a curated record